Molecule: messenger RNA, 6207 nt
Organism: Lethenteron reissneri (Far Eastern brook lamprey)
Lineage: Eukaryota; Metazoa; Chordata; Hyperoartia; Petromyzontiformes; Petromyzontidae
Product: atypical kinase COQ8B, mitochondrial-like
Biological process (GO): ubiquinone biosynthetic process
Source: RefSeq, a predicted model, not a curated record
GUCACCUCGCACGGACUGACGUGCAGCUUGGAGCGAGGAGCUGAGUGGGCAAACCCGUCUCAGGCCGGCGCCGUGACCCGGCAAUCAAGGCGAACAGGUCGGUGCGGAGUCGGCGGCGCGCGACCGUCGACGGUCGACACCAAACUUCCGUUUCCACCGCCCCGUCGCGGGCGACCUCGUCUGCUCGCGGGGAAGUCACCCGCGUCGCCCAAGCACGCGACUUCGAAGGAGAUAGCGCGCGGCACAGCGGGGCGCGUCAGAGUGGGGGCCGGGCAUGGCGGGCGAGCUGGCGCUGCUGGCGACGAGGGGGUGCGCCGCUUUGGCGACCACGGCGGCGCCCGGGCGACUCUCCCCGCUACUGGCGGCGAGCGCCCUCGCCGUUGGGGGGGGCCGCGACCCCCCUUUUCGGGGACGCGGCGGUAACGGAGAGGUCCGCCGAGCGAGCGCGUGCCGGGACGAGCCGCGGCGCAGUGAGGAUGGCGCCCGUCACCGGAUGGGGGCCCCCGCUCCGUCCCCCGCGACUCAGCUCCGCACACCCGGGCAGAUCCGCGUCACGGUACGCGGCCCGCACGGACGCACGCAGCUUCCAGCCAUACCUUCGGCUCCCGUGUCCAGGACUCUCACGAGGUCCUACCACCACCACCAUCACCACAACAACCUCAACCACCACCACAACCACCAGCAGCAGCAAGCGAGUUGGUACCAGCAGCAGGCGAGUUGGUACCAGCAGUCGAGGUGGUACCAGCAAGAGUCGCUGCGAGGGCUCACGACGGAGGACGUGGGCAAGGCGCGGCAAUCCAAGUGCCAGCAGACGGUCAUGCAGCAGCUGAGCGAGCGGGCGCGGGAGAGCAAGGUGCCCACCGGACGACUCAGCCGCAUGGUCAACUUUGGUGGCCUCGCGGUGGGCCUGGGCCUGGGCGCGCUGGCCGAAGUGGCCCGCAAGCAGCUGGGCAUGGACAAGGUGCCUCCGGGCGGUCGCGGCCUCCUCGACUCGAGCCCCUUCCUGUCGGACGCGAACGCGGAGCGGAUCGUCAAGACGCUGUGCAAGGUGCGCGGCGCGGCUCUCAAGCUCGGACAGAUGCUCAGCAUCCAGGACGACAGCUUCAUCAACCCGCAGGUGCAGAAGAUUUUCGAGCGGGUCCGCCAGAGCGCCGACUUCAUGCCCACGUGGCAGAUGAAGAAGGUGCUGAGCGCCGAGCUGGGCGAGUGCUGGCGGGACGGCCUCGCCGAGUUCAACGAGCGGCCCUUCGCGGCCGCCUCCAUCGGCCAGGUGCACCUCGCCCGGCUCCACGACGGCCGCCAGGUGGCCAUGAAGGUCCAGUACCCCGGAGUGGCCCAGAGCAUCGAGAGCGAUGUGGAGAACCUGAUGAUGGUGCUCAGCGUGAGCAAGCUGCUCCCCGAGGGGCUGUUUGCGGAGAAUGUGGUGGAGGUGCUGGGCCGGGAGCUCGCGUGGGAGUGCGACUACGAGCGCGAGGCCGCGUGCACGCGUCGCUUCCGGACCCUGCUGCUGGAGGAGGAGGCGCUGUUCGUGCCGCGCGUGGUGGACGAGCUGAGCAGCGCCAGGGUGCUCACCACGGAGCUCGUGCCCGGCCUGCCGCUCGACCACACCGAGUCGCUCGACCAGGAGACGCGCAACUGGAUCUCCCUGCACAUCAUGCGCCUGUGCCUGCGAGAGCUCUUCGAGUUCCGCUUCAUGCAGACCGACCCCAACUGGUCCAACUUCAUCUACGACCCCGAGACCCGCAGAGUGGGGCUGCUGGAUUUCGGAGCGAGCCGUGACUACGAGAAGCGAUUCAUCGACCACUUCCUCGAGCUUGUGAUGUCGGCAUCAUGCGGGGACAAGCGGCGCGUCGUGGAGGAGCUGCGGGAACUCAAGUUCCUCACGGGAUACGAGACCAAGCUGCUGGAGGACACGCACGUGGACGCGGUGAUGAUCAUCGGGGAGGCCUUCUCGGGGGACGCCGCCUUCGACUUCGGCUCCCAGUCCACGACGCGCCGUGUCGUCGGCCUCAUGCCCAGCGUCAUGCGCCAGCGCCUGGCGCCCCCGCCCGAGGAGAGCUACUCGCUGCUGCGCAAGCUCUCCGGCUCAUUCCUCAUCUGUGCCAGGCUCGGUGCGCGCAUCUCCUGCCGCCCGCUCUUCCUCGACGUCUACAACAAAUAUCGGGCGAGCGCGUGAUCGCGCGCGUGGGCGGGCAGGCGGGAUGGCCAGUGGGGGUGUGGGUGGAUGGGUGGGAGGGCGAGAUGGUGGACAAGUGAGCGGAGAAGAUGAUGUGCCGGCUGGUGGGUGGGCGAGAGAACAAGCUGGCGGAUGAGCGAGCAAGUUGGAGCGUGGGCGAGUUUAUAAUCUGUUGGGCGAGCAAACGAACAUAUGGGUGGGUGGGUAGGCGAGCGAGCGAGCGGACAAGCAGGUGGACUGGCGAGUUGGUGAGCGGGCUAAUGAGUCGGUGAGCGUGCACGGAGCGACGAUCGACGGAGGCCAUUAGCGGCUGCAGCUCGGACUGUGAACAGCGGUGGAGGAGACUUGAGUGUGGGUCUUUUGUUCCAUUUGGGGUUUGGGUUUUACUUUUGCACGGGAAGUUCUCCGUGACCGGCGCUUGGGAUGGACGGCGAGCGUGGGAUGAUUGCGAGCUUGGAGAGCGGCGAGCGAGCGGAUUCACUGGGAAAACGAUUCCCCUUUUGUGUUGUUUUUGGGGCCUUGCCGACGAACAGUGACUUUGGUUUUAUCUGCGGUCGCCCCGUUGGCGGUUUUGUGAUCUUCCUUCCGUUGUCUUGAACUCUGUCUCGUGGAGACUUUCGCGAACUCUGCGGGCCGCCGACCUUUGAACUUUCGCGGGUGCCGCCCCGUCUCUGAGAAGGCGUUUUCGACGUUGCAGAAGGGGUGGAAAAAAAAUAAUCGUCGCGAAUGACGACAGCAAAACUCGACUUCUGAACCUUCCCUGAUAAAAAUGUCUUUUUUUUUGAGUUUCGAGUUUAACAUCCGAGCCCUCGACGCAACGCGCGUUAGCGAGCGCCCACCAACGCGAUCACGCCCAGCCGAAACCACAAAGGACGUUCUAGAAACGCAUCCUCCACCAGGUGACGACGCCUACAAGACGGCGCCUGCACACGGAAGACCGCACGGCAAACUUUCACCUCUCACCGCUUUUGAGCUCCUAACCUUUACAGGAGGUCACUGGGGGGGGGGGGGGGGGCGGCUUUGAGGCACAAGCUCCCGUCGCUGGUGCUGAGCCGGCCGUUGAGUUGACCAGAGGCCCGCCUGCGUUGUUGGCGGAGAUGGAAGUCUGCGACGUAUUUUGCAGGGGCGCCGGAGUCGUGCAAAAAAAGGAUUCCUAUACCAAGUUUUCCGCUGAACUAUUUUUGUUUGGCUAAAUGUUUUUGGCAGAAACUGCCCCAAAAUGAAGAUGUUCUGUCCGUUUCUUUUUUUCUUGGUGGAAAUCUCCAACGCAAUUUACGCGUUUGAGUCUUUUUUUGUUUUGCUGCGGCAAUCCGAUUGCCGCCAAUUUUACCGCCACCCCCCUCCACCAAAAUCGGCGGAAGUCGCCGUUUGGCGGAAUGCAGCGUGGCAGGAUUCGCCCCCCGCCGUGAGCAAUGGGGGGGGGGGGGGGGUGGAACCGCAGAGCGGCACGGAGCGGCGGUGAAACCGCAACCGCUAGCCGCUGCCUUCGCGACAAAAAAAGAAAAAUACUAAAUUGAUAUAUUUUUCCAAAACGAUUUGAAAUCACGCCAAUCGCCGCCGUUGCUGACGCGGCGUUUUUUGUUGUUUUGUCACGCGGCUGCCGUUUCACGCGAACGACUGCGUUGCAAAACGAGGUUGUAGACGGCGCUUAUUCGUUAUCGUUGCUGCUGCUGCAUACAGUGAUGAUGACGACGAGGGUGGCAGUGAUGUUUUGUUGUUGAUGUUGAUUUAAAUUUGUGGUACCUUUUUUUUUUUAAACAACAAGUGUUAAUUUCCAUGCCCAUGGGAGGGCGGCAGACGUGGGAGCGUUGUCACGGUGACACCGCUCCUGGUUUCUCACGUGAGUCCAGCAGCAGCAGUGAAGGCCCUGGGUGAGAGGGCGGAAAAUCUGGUGAGCGGAGGCCCUGGGUGGGUGAGUGAAGGUCCUGGUGAGACAGUGAAGGCCCUGGAUGAAAGUGAAGGCCCGGGUGAGUUAAGGCUCUGGGAGGGUGAUUGAGUGACGCCCUAGUGGGUGGGUGAGAGAAGGCCAUGGUGGGUGGGUGAGAGAAGGCCCUGGUGGGUGGGUGAAGGCCCUAGUGGAUGAGUGACGGCCCUCGUGGGUGGGUGACUGAAAUCCCUGGUGGGUGAAAGAAGGCCCUAUUGGAUGAGAGAAGACCCAAGUGGGUAGGAGAGUGAAGGCCCUAGUGGGUGUGUGAAGGCCUUGGUGGGUGGGUGAGAGAAGGCCCUGGUGGGUGGAUGAAGGCCCUAGUGGAUGAGUGACGGCCCUAGUGGGUGGGUGAGAGAAGGCCCUAGUGGGUGAAAGAAGGCCCUAUUGGAUGAGAGAAGACCCAAGUGGGUAGGAGAGUGAAGGCCCUAGUGGGUGGGUGAAGGCUCUGGUGAGAGAAGGCCCUAGUGGGUGAGAGAAGGCCCGAGUGGGUGGGUGAAGGGCCUGGUGGGUAAGAGAAGGCCCAAGUGGGUAGGCCGCACAGUACAUUAAUUGAGCAGUGGCGCUGCGCUGUGUGUGUUUACCCAAGUUGCAGUCAACACCAACGUAACAUUCAAAUGAAAUUAAUCAAGAACAAAAACAUAUAUAAUCAUACCUCCCCCACCCCCCAAAAAAAAAACAACCUUGAGAUAGUUAAGUUUUGUGCUCUUAGUAGUUUACUCUCAGUUUUAUAUUUGUAUAAUUUUGAAGUUUGUCGUCAUGAAUCAUUGCGAUCCCGAUGGGCUUAUCUACCUAACGAGUCGGUCUCGUCUCUCGGGAUUUCGUGACGAGGUCACGUGGGCUACGUCACAGACCCCCCCCCCCCCCGAUCCCUACGUCACAGACCGAGCCCCCCCCCCCCCCGACCCCUACGUCACAGACCGGCCCCCUCCCCGCCCACCGGGAAAAAUUUACUGCCCCCCCACCAUCACCAUCCCUCCUCCCCCCAAUUCGAGCCCGAUUGUCAUACAGGCUGCACCACGUGGGACGAGGCAUCCGUUCGGAGCGCGUGCAGCUUUGCGGACACAGAACAAACGUGCACGUCGUGCCGACGUUUCGCGUCCGCGCGCUGGGAGCUUGGGGUUUGGUGGAUCGACGCCUGAAAAAGGACCCGGCCCCGUGCGAGCAAAAACGUCGGACGUCGCAUUCGAACAGGACGCGGUACAAACUCGGGUUGCCACCUCUGAGAAAUGAAACAACAACACAAAACAGCGACAUGUCACGGGGUACAUGAAUAUAUCACCGUACCAGUAGAGGUGGGAACUGUGAGUAACAAAAAACAAACCUUGCCGUGAGUGGUGCAGUACAGGAGUAGAAUUUACACCAUUGGAACCUCAUUUGCCAGUAAAAAUAAAAAAAAAAAUUUACCCUUCUAUCUGGCAACAAAACUGACACCUUCUUUGAGUUGUGCGCCUUUUGGCGUCAUCUGGUCCAACCCAUGUGAGACAAGGCUCUAAGGAAAGCUGUCUCGGGUGUGGACCAAUCAACUUCAAGGACAGUGCACAUUAUCAGAGCUGUGUUUUUUGUUUGCAUUAUGACUGCAGGUAUUGUGGUCUAUGCAAACAUGACUCCUUGUAAAAAGGUGUCAGUUUUGUUGCCAGAUAGAAGGGUAAAAAACCAAUUAUCAGGAGUAAAAUUAUCACGCAAUGGACAAACACCGGGACAUGGAAUCCGGGAUUGCCCCGGAACCUGCACCAGUUGACGUCUCGUCCUGGACGACGAGGGCAAUUGUGGCGAACACGAGGGGCAGGUGGCAAACCUUCGUGCGGGAAUCUUGACGGCACGUGGAGCGGAACGUCGGACUAUCGCAUCCGAAGGAACAGCAGGCGGCAGCGGUGGGGGGCGACUCCACGGGCAGCGUGGUGCUUCUGUGCCGGCCUUGACGAUGAAUUUCGCGCGAUGAUGUCUUUCGCUCUCUCUCUCGAGGUUUUAUUUGUUGAUGCGGCGUAUCGCGCUGUUGCGUGUUUGUUGUUAGUUUCUGUGAGCCCCCCUCCUCCCUCCCUCCCCCCUUGGCUGUGCUGGUUUCAUGAGUUAUUUGUCUACGCGUGGUAGAGGCUCAAAUAAAAAC